CGGGUGCGCGCGCGUUUAAGCUAUGUGUGCGAGAGAGGGAGAGUGUGACAGACGAAAGCGAUAGAGUGGGCUACGGCAAAGCGGAGAAAACUUCGAUAGCCGCUUAGAAAAGUUUGGAAAAGCCACCUGGACAAACCAGCAAAGUGACGCGCCAUUCGGACACAUAACGGCCGUGUUUCCUUCAGGUUUCUACGGAGAAGGCGGACUAACUCCGAAGAGAAAAAGAAUGUUGACUCGGUCUCUGUGCAGGUUGUGUGUUUUUUGGAGCGCGGUGCUGAACGUCAUGUGUGUGACCGAGGAAGAUAAGUCUGAAAAACAAGUGUCCAGACGGCGCUCUCGGCAGGUCGAGGAGGACGGCCCUGAAGGCUUGUGGAGCCCAUGGAGUGACUGGGGGACAUGUUCUCAGAGCUGUGGAGUGGGCGUGUCAGAGAGACGGAGACACUGCAUGCCGCCGCCCCAGCCCCCAGCUCAAACGUGGGGUGGGCCGGCCUACGUGAUGUCGGGUGUCGUGAAUCACUCCCCGGUGAUUUCUGCCAUCAGGCCAUACUAUCCUUCCACAUAUCCUGGCAACGAGCCCCCACAGUUCAGCAACGGGGCGGCUGAUAGGCCGCCGUUUUAUUCCCCCUCUUUUUCAGCGAAUCAGAGUCCCGGAUUGCCCCUCUAUAGGAACACAGCUGAGGGGGCGGACCCAGAGCAGCCCAAUCAUUUGCUUCCUUUCUACAGGCCGGAUUUCACACCUUCCAAUCAGCAGCCGGUUUCAGUUUACCGCUCACAUCCUUUUGCUGCCUCCUCAUCAACUUCACUUCCUUAUGGCCAGCUGGGGAGAGCCUCCAGACGUCCGCCCAAUCAUGGGUCAGCAAGAGCUGGAGGGGGUGGGAAUAGGCGGUCUGUCUCUCCCAAUAGGGAUCCAUCAUCUGUGAGAAGGUCUGGUUCCUCUAUCCGUCCAGGACAGUUUGGUUACGGGAGGGUUCCGUUCUCUCUCCCUCUCCACAGACAGAACCGCCACACACGACAUACGCGUUUCCACGGCAACGUCACAGCUGAGCCCAAGGAGGUGAGCGCGGCGGCCGAAGUGAACGCGGAUGGGGAGGCGGAACGGAGCAGCCCAGAGUCCAAUGGAGAGGCCGAGGUCGGAGACGGAGAACAGACCGACAGGGACCUGCUGCCGCAGGGAGACACACGCGCCGGGAGACCACGCGAGAGAACCAUUAUCCGCCGGGCCCCGCCUCCUUACUCCUCCCCUCUCCACAGACCACAUCCUCCCCAGGACCUGCCCUCUUACGGCCAGGCCCCGCCUAGCCCCAGCUUCCACGCGUGGAACGGCCUCCGGGAGCAGGAGACCAGGACGGACCUGCAAAACUACAGGUGCUCCGGAAAAGACAGAGAGCUCCGCACGUGUAGCGUGCAGCCAUGUCCAGGUUCUCCUGUGGAUCCCAGAUCGGAGCAGUGUGCGGCGUUCAACAGCAAAGAGUUCAUGGGCCGCGCGUACGACUGGGAGCCUUUCACCGAAGUGGGCCUGGAGCAGCAGUGUGAACUCACAUGCCGGCCGGUCGGGUAUCGGUUUUAUGUGCGACAGGCAGAGAGAGUGCGAGAUGGAACGCCCUGUGUCAACAGCACUCCCAAUGACGUGUGUGUAGGGGGGCGCUGUCUGAGCGAGGGAUGUGACGGUGUGCUGGGUUCGGGGCUGGUUCGGGAUCGCUGCGGUGUGUGUGGAGGAGCUGAAGGGUCAUGUGUACGUGUCUCGGGAAGUUUCCUGAACACCAGUGUUCCUCUGGGGUACCACAAACUCCUAGACAUCCCACCAGGAGCAACUGCCAUCAACAUCACAGAGCGACAUGCCAGUCCCAACUACUUGGCGUUGCGAAGCGGUACAGGUCAAUCUAUUGUGAAUGGCCGUUGGGCUGUGGACCCUCCAGGGGAGUACCAGGCCGGGGGCACCACAUUCAGCUAUAGCCGGCCUAGAGGGGGCACUCACGAGCACACUGAGGAGAGAGGAGAGAGCCUCACUGCUCCGGGACCCACAACCACAGUGCUGCAACUUUAUAUCAUUUUCCAUAGGCAGAAUCCAGGAAUCGACUAUGAAUAUUACAUCCCAGUGAAAAAGGAAGUGAUGAGAGAGUGGGAUGGAGGGCUGUCAUCUCUCCGAGACAUCAGUCCUCUUGCUGUAGCUGUUGAAGAACCGGCCUCUCCACCUGUCUCUUCUUCCACCUCUGAUAGGUGGUCUCCGGAAAGGUCCCGCCCACAACUUUUAGGCCCCCAUCGCAAUGUCCGAAUCCCUCCCCGGACGGACAUUCCAUUGGAUAGCAAGCCUGUGUUCGUGUGGAGGAGGGGCAGACUUACAGAGUGUUCUGCAUCCUGUGGCAAAGGUUCUCAGUACAGAGAGAUCGUGUGUGUCAAUAGACACACUGAUGAGGAAGUUCAUGAGAGGAGGUGUGACUCAGCAGCUAAGCUCCUCCCCGAAGAGGAACCAUGCAACGUACAUCCCUGCCCACCAUUCUGGGAGGCAGGGCCCUGGUCUGAGUGCAGUGUGUCGUGUGGGCGGGGCAUGCAACAGAGGCAGCUGCAGUGUAGGCGGAGCUUUGGGAACCGCUCCACCAUGGUACACCCCCAGCAGUGUGCUGCGCUGAGUCGCCCCAACACCACCCAGCCCUGCCAGCUGCGGAUCUGCUCCCACUGGGAGAUCGCCUCCAACUGGAGUGCCUGUUCUGUCGACUGCGGGGUGGGCAAGAGAACACGUAAUGUCCGUUGUGUCAGUAACCAUGGCAACGAGGUGAAUGAGGUGGAGUGCAAUUCCAGGCUCCGCCCACAAGGAAGUGAAGACUGUCACAUGGGGCCAUGUGUCACUAACUGGUACUUCACAGAUUGGACAAACACUUGCUCUGCGACCUGCGGCCCAGGCACCCAACGGCGAGAGGUGGUGUGUUUAAGGAGGGGAGAGGUGCGUGAGGGGGGUAAAAGAAGGGAGUGUGUGGGGGACAAACCCGCUGAUAUGAAGGCCUGCAACAGGGGACCCUGCAGCCCAACAACCCUGUGGUUCACCAGUCCUUGGGGACAGUGUAGCUCUCUGUGCGGAAAUGGAACCCAGCGGAGAGAUGUCAUAUGUGUCCAAAAACUGGGGACAGAUUUUACUUUGAUACAAGCCAGUGAAUGUGCGCACCUGGAAAAACCGUCCCCUGUGCAAACGUGUGAACUGGAACCCUGUAAACCACAGUGGUUCACCACAGAAUGGAGCUCGUGCUCUCGUUCCUGUGGAAAUGGAGUCCAGACUCGAGAAGUACGGUGUCUCACAUUGGACAAACAGCAAAGCUCAGCCUGUGACCCCAGCAGCAAGCCAGAACAGGAGCAGCUCUGUAACACAGUCUCCUGCAACUCCGUCACAGACGAGAAUUGCAGAGACAGGCGUCAGAACUGUGUGAUGGUGGUGCAGGCUCGUCUGUGUGUGUACUCCUACUACAAAACAGCCUGCUGUGCUUCCUGUGCUCAGAGCGCCCAGCGUGCCAAACGACACUGACCUAUUCUGGGUCAGAGGUCACCAACACGUCAGGGGCAUGUCAGUGACUUGGCCAAUCACAGACAUCAUGGGACACAACCAAUCACAGACUGGCUCAGUUCUGAUGGGUAUCUGGGGAGGAAUAGUUUCUAAUGGCUGAACUGAGAUAAGAGUCUUUGUGCAGUUUAACGUUCCUAGAGUGAGGCUCCUCCAAUCCCAGACUGAGGCCAGACCUACCACUCAAAGGCAGAAGGUCCUACUAGCCCCACCCACCCUGCAACACACUUUAGGCAGUUUCUCAAAAUGAGAGCUUGGUCUUUAUCAAAUAUGCCUUUGUUUUAAAAGCACUAAUCUUUUAUUGCAGUGCCAACGUGCAGGAAGCCUGAAUGCUGAAGUUUGUGAGCUAUUUCCAUAUUUUCCAAAUUAAUUCUCCUAAUUCAUUAAAUCAUGUGUUGCCUUCUAAUGAUUAACUUAUAGGAAAAACUCAAAAACUGGCCUAAAGUUACAGUUUUUCUUCAGCACAAUUUGUGUUUGUCAGCACAGGUAUAAGAGCACAGAUAUAACAGCAGCCCUCACUAAUGUGGUAAACACACACACACACACACACACAUCCUCAACCAUAAUUUUGCUGGAUGUGAUUCAACCACCCAGCUCAUUUUCACAUCAGCUACAGCCCAUAUAACCAUAAACAAAAUAAACUCUUACACCACUGAACAGUGAAUUUCCAGAACAGGCAGAAUUAACAUAAGAGCUCACUGGCCAAAGUAGAUGUAAAUUCAACACACGCAUUCAGCUCUGUG
This is a messenger RNA of Electrophorus electricus (electric eel), 4290 nucleotides long. RefSeq names its product ADAMTS-like 4 (gene adamtsl4). Gene Ontology annotation, cellular component: extracellular matrix. Gene Ontology annotation, molecular function: metalloendopeptidase activity. NCBI's taxonomy places the organism in Eukaryota, Metazoa, Chordata, Actinopteri, Gymnotiformes, Gymnotidae. The record is from RefSeq and is a predicted model, not a curated record. Gene Ontology annotation, biological process: proteolysis; extracellular matrix organization.